CGGUCUCGAUCCCGGGCGGAGAGGCUGCGCUGCCUGGACCAGGGCUUGGCAGCAGGGUGCGUUGCGCCGCGGGAAGGCAGGCAGGAAGGAAGGCAGGCAAGGAGGCGGCUGGGGCCAAAGAAGCGCCGAGGAGGAGGAGGAGGAGGAGGAGGAGGCCGGCGGAGGGAGAGUAAACCAGGCUGAGGUUGCCUUUGCGGGAAGGAAAAGCACCCUGUGGGCCUGAAGUGGGCCUUUGCCACCCAAGUGACAGGAAUAUUUGGAGGAGAACAGUUGGAGGAGAGCAUUUUUGGGGCCGGCCGGACCGAGAGCCAAUGGCAGACCAUGUCGACCACUAACAACAUUGCUCAGGCCCGGAAGCUGGUUGAGCAGCUGCGGAUCGAGGCCGGGAUCGAGAGGAUAAAGGUCUCCAAAGCAUCAUCUGAGCUGAUGAAUUACUGUGAGCAGCAGGCCCGAAACGACCCCUUGCUGGUUGGCGUCCCGGCCUCAGAGAACCCCUUCAAGGACAAAAAGCCCUGCACCAUCCUAUAGCCGCCCCUCUGCCCCCAGGCUUUUGGGCAGGGCCCCAGCCCCAGUCCAUCCAAGGCCCAGCAGCACAGAAGGAAGGCUGAGGACGGAGGCAUUGCCAAUGCUCGGCCAGUGCAGCUUCAGGGAACAGCCGUUGACACCAAGGCUUUCCUUCGCCAGACUCAAGGUUUGCGUGGGUCCAACAAGGAGACGGGAUUCGCACUUGAUGCCCAGUGGCACACGGUGGCUGAGUGAAGGGGGGCAGCGGGGUUGUGGACCCAGCAGCCUUUGCUAAAUGGUGCUGAUGUCCGGAGAGAACCGGAGGUUGACGGUGACACUGAGUGACCAACUGCCCUUUGCCCUGUCCUUUGUCCCCAGGG
Molecule: messenger RNA, 884 nt
Organism: Sceloporus undulatus (fence lizard)
Lineage: Eukaryota; Metazoa; Chordata; Lepidosauria; Squamata; Phrynosomatidae
Gene: GNG7
Product: G protein subunit gamma 7
Exons: 5
Coding region: 322-528 (68 amino acids)
Biological process (GO): G protein-coupled receptor signaling pathway
Cellular component (GO): heterotrimeric G-protein complex
Molecular function (GO): G-protein beta-subunit binding
Source: RefSeq, a predicted model, not a curated record